AUGGAUGCACCGAAAGACGAGAAAAACGGUCAGCAGGAUUUGGUCGUAAGUUUGUCAGAGGGAGAUAGCAGUGAAACGUCAUUUGCGAGCGAUUCAGACACGGACAAUACAAACGAAACAGAAGUCUCUGAUUUGUAUGCCGAAGCUGUUACGAAUGGAGAAAUUCUUCGCACACGGAAUGAAAUUGCUAAUAUCCCCAUAACCAAACCUAAUAUCGAAGUUAAAGAUGAUAUGCCAAUAGAUGAGAUCGGGAGUGUGUACAAUAUCGUUGAAAACGCAGUAACUGUGAUUGCAAAGGUUUCAGGAGAAUAUCAAGUGUUGGAUUCUGGAAGUAUUUUUGUGUUUGAGGAUCGACAAUUGUUGGGUGAGGUAUCUGAAACGUUUGGACCUGUAAGUCAGCCAAUGUACGUCGUAUUGUUUGACAUUGCAUCUGAAAUCGACUUGGAGAGGGUGAAGACGGGUACCAAAAUAUACAGCGUACGACAGUAUGCAAACUAUGUCUUUACUAGACCCCUGAGAGAACAAAAAGGUUCGGAUGCUAGUAACUUUUUUGAUGAGGAGCCUAAUGAAUCGGAAAUGGAAUUCUCUGACGAUGAAAAAGAGGCGGAAUAUAAAUCACAGCUUAAGAAGAGCAAUAAUCCCGGGCGAGGUUCUUCGAAAUCAAGAGGCCGUGGUAGACGAUCUUCUCAAACAAGGAACGACCGGCCCCCGCUGAAACUAGAAGAUGAUCCUCAAACGAGGAAUGACCCGCCCAUGCUGAAAGUUGAAGAUGAUCCAUAUGGAUAUAACAUUCUUCGACGACCUCAACAAACUCCUCCAACAUCAGUCACGCAAACUUACAAUGUCGCUCACAGCGUAGGUCCCGCUUCAUCAACACACUCUAUAAGACCUACAUUAUCAUACGCGGUAGCUCCUUCGGUUGUCCAAUCGCCUUGGCCAGCUGUAAAUUCACCAUCGAUAAUGACGCAUCCGCCGAUACAACCGCAUGUGACACAACCCCAAUCUUGGCAAACUCAAAUACAUCCGCAGAUGCAACAUGGAUUUCAGUAUCAGCAGGCGGCAACAACGAAUGUACCCCCUGCUCACGUGGAUAUUAGAGCCAUACCACAGCAACAGCAUAGUGUUUGGAAUCAGGAAGCUUAUGAUCAACAAGUUAAUAAUUUCGGGAACGCGUCUGGGUUCCAUCCGCAAUAA
Molecule: messenger RNA, 1194 nt
Organism: Paraglomus brasilianum
Lineage: Eukaryota; Fungi; Glomeromycota; Glomeromycetes; Paraglomerales; Paraglomeraceae
Source: the annotation of a GenBank genome assembly